ACGAAGACGCACAGAGCCUGUUUGAGUAAGACCAGAAUGGAAGAAUCCAAUGGGGACCUUCCCAUCCAGAGAGACACCAUCCUAUCCGAGUUGUGCUGUGAUCACAUCACCGUAACAAACCUGGUGGAAGUGCUGAGAUCUUUGGUGGCUUUAACUGACCCUCAGGAGGGGAAGCUGACUCAGUCUCAAGAGAAAGCAUUAAACUUGCUGGGCGUUUGGAAAACCGUAUUUGCAGCUGUUCCUGGGCCUACGUCCAAGACCUUGGUGGAGUGACAGCUCGAACAUGGGAGAUCAGGAUGCAGGUGAACCCUUUCUGGGGAUAGUGGCUAGUGGUGCAACAGACUACGAAGGAGCUCUGCCCUCAGACACAGUGUCGCUCAGCGAUUCUGAUUCUGAUGAUUUAGGGUUAGCGGAUGAAGCGGAAGUUGAUACAAUAUCUCCUGAGGAGCCAUCUGUAGAUGAUGGGGAUUGCAGAUCAGGGGAGACCCUCGACUCUUCAGACAGCAGUCACAGAUCUCCUGUCCAGCCAUUCCAUCUGAGGGGCAUGAGUUCUACGUUCUCUCUCCGUAGCCAGAGCAUUUUUGAUUGCCUGGAAGAGGCGGCCAAGUUGUCUGUGCCCUCGAUGCCUGAAGAUAAUGUUGUUGAUGGGAGGUUUAAGCGUCCAUUGCCUCCAACCACAGUUUCAGGUAACAUGGUUCCAGAAAGCCUGGGAAAGCAAGCCAAACCAGUGCAGGCUCCCAAAACCUCUCCUGCAGUGCCUGACUAUGUGGCACACCCAGAGCGCUGGACCAAAUACAGCCUCGAUGGAGUUUCAGAGUCUAGUGACAAGACUAACAGGGCAGUGGCCAUGGAAUUUCUAGAGGGUUUGAAGAAAAGAGGGGAGGAACAAAGCUCAGCUACCCAAGAUAGCUACACCCCAUAUUUCAACCAGGACCCUUCCAGCUGUGGAGCUGGGAGGAUUGUCUUCACCAAACCAGCAAAAAGGGGUGUUGAUGGACUGGAAAAGAAAACAUCAGCAGGGGAGGAUGAUAAGAAACACAUGAAAACAGAUCUGAAAGGAAAAUCUCUUAAGAAGACUGAUGACUUGAGGGAGGAAGAUAAGGUAGAGCUGGGGCACUUAGAUAGUGGAAGUGGAAAGGCAACAGAGGAGGAGGAGUGCCUGAUGGUGGGGGACCUGAAUAGAGAAGGUAAGCUUAGUGCAAGGUUUAGUGGUGAGGGUGAAGAGCCAUCGGUGGAAACAGUUGGAUUCCAUUGCAGUAAGAAGAAGAACAGGAAAAAUUUCCGACCUAAAGUAGACAAUGAAGGGGAGGAGGAAGAGUCCUGAAGGUUGGAGGACAUUGGAGACAUCCAGGGACUUGUAUUGUCUUUGGGUAUGUUUGUUUUUUUCUCUGACUUUUUUUUUCUGGUCUGGAAACCAUGCAAUAGCUUUUUGUCCAACGGUUUGCAUCGUAGCCACCAAGAACAUUUGAUAUUGUUAGAAAUCAAGCUACCUAAAAUACACUCCAGACUUUUUGUUCGUGAGAAGUCUAUGGGCACAGGAUAGUUGCACCCUAGCAGGAGAGAAUAAGGUGUGCUUUGUUUGCUUGAGCAGCUUCCUGGGACUUGCUCUGGUGCUGAAGUAGCUGAAGAAAAAAAUGUGUUAGCUAAAAGGCUGCAAGGUUUCCUACUAAGUCCCA
Molecule: messenger RNA, 1676 nt
Organism: Pygoscelis adeliae (Adelie penguin)
Lineage: Eukaryota; Metazoa; Chordata; Aves; Sphenisciformes; Spheniscidae
Gene: TSSC4
Product: tumor suppressing subtransferable candidate 4
Exons: 3
Coding region: 284-1324 (346 amino acids)
Source: RefSeq, a predicted model, not a curated record